Chenopodium quinoa (quinoa) is the source of this 990-nucleotide messenger RNA. RefSeq lists its product as uncharacterized. NCBI's taxonomy places the organism in Eukaryota, Viridiplantae, Streptophyta, Magnoliopsida, Caryophyllales, Amaranthaceae. Bases 1 to 990 code for a protein of 329 amino acids. Gene Ontology annotation, molecular function: zinc ion binding. The transcript is spliced from 3 exons. The record is from RefSeq and is a predicted model, not a curated record.
AUGGGCGAUUGUAUCUGGAGAAGAUACCGACAAUUGGUGCUUUUUUGUGUGGCAUCUGAAGAACAUGUUGAAGGAUCUUUGAAGAGGGAACAACUGGGGAUUAAUUUGUCAUUAAUUGAGUUAUGGAAUGAAGCUGACAGAAGGUACUGUUGUAAGCACCUUGUGGCAAACUGGAAGAAAGCAUUCCCAGGGCCAUUAUUGUUUUCUCUUUUCUGGAAAUCAUGUGGUGCAUUCUCACCAUUUACCUUCAAGAAAGCCAUGGAACAACUUGACAAAGUUAAUCAAGCUGGGAGAAAAUGGCUAUCAAACUUAGGAGAUCAGACAAGGUGGACUAAACACAAGUUCAACACUGAGCUAAAGUGUGAUGUCAACAAAACAAAUUUUGUUGAAAGUUUUAAUGCGACUCUGGGACUGGACAGAUGUAGGCCCAUGUUGACCUUACUUGAAGGGAUUAGAAGAAACACUAUGGUUAGGAUCGCUUCAAGAAGACAACAAUGUGAAACUUGGGAGAGGCAAGAUAUCUGUCCUAACAUUGCAAGAAGAAUCCAGAAGCUUAGUCAUGCAAGUAGGGACUGCAUCCCAUACAUGGCAGGGGAAGGAGAGUAUGAAAUCCUAACUGGCAAGUCUGUUCUCCCAGUUAGCUUAAACAAACACACUUGCUUGUGUGGAGCUUGGCAGCUAACUGGUAUACCAUGUAAACAUGGUAUUAGAGCAAUAAUUCAUUCAAGGUUAGAUCCACACUCAUUUGUGCAUGAGUUGUAUUCUGUGAGCAAAUACAAGGAAGCUUACAGCUCUGGUAUCAAGUCUAUCCCAGACGUUGAGCAUUGGCCAGAGAUUAAUAUGCCAGAGAUCAAGCCACCAAUUGUGAAAAGGGCAAUAGGGAGACCUUGCAGAAAUAGGAAGAGAGCUGAUGAUGAAGAAAGGAAGGGUAAAAGGGCUAAGACCGUAAAAUGCAGUAAGUGUCAGGCAUAUAUGGACACAAUACUUUGA